UGGCCAUGACAGGAUCGUGUGCUUGAGAGUGCAGCUUUUAAAGGUCUUAAGGUGUGCAACAGUACGGGGUUGGUGUUAUCGAAAUCCAAAUAUAUUAUCUCACAAAUACACAGAGCAACAUCCUGUUUCAAGUCAGUCGUCCUUCCAUAUGUGACCAAGACACUGGAAGCGUACGCCUGGAUUAGUCAACAUGCAAAAGACAGGAGUGCAUUUGUGCAUUCUGAUCUGGAUUCUCCAGCUCAACUUUUCAGGAGCCCAACUUGUCCAGAGAGUCAGCCCUAAACUGGGUAGCAUAAAUGGAGCAACACGGCUGACGAUUGAAGGACAAGGUUUUGCGCAGAAGAGUCAGUUCAGUUUUGAUGCCAGCAACCCAGACAUUGGCAACACUGUGACUUUGGUGUCCAGGACCACAUCAUUUCCCUGCGAUGUAGAGAAAGACGCCACCCUUUCCACCAAAAUCACAUGCUACACGAGACCAAUGCCACAAGAUAAUUACAUGCUCAUUGUCAAAGUGGAUGGUGUUCCCAUUCCCACUAGUGAAAUGUGCAGAGGAAAUCCAUGGAAUUAUCAAUGUAUAUUCUAUACUCGUUCGUACAGGACACCUUCCAUCCAGUAUAUCACCCCUCUAACUGGUCUUCCAGGCACUGUAGUUACUCUCCGUGGGAGAAUUUUUACUGAUGUAUAUGGCAGCAACACAGCAACAAGCUCCAAUGGGCUUGAUGUAAGAUUUCUAAGAGCAUAUAUGGGUGGAAUGCCAUGUGAUCUUUUGAUACCUAACUCAGACACACUGUAUGGCUUGACUUUGCUUUCUAACACAAGCACCUGGGGAUACAUGAGCUGUAAAGUGACUGGAACGUAUGUGGGACAUCACAACCUCAGCUACAUUCUUGACAGUGAUUACGGAAGGAGCUUGCCAGACUUCAAGGUCUACUAUGUGUCAGCACUGAAUAAGCUUGCAAUGUUUCAAACAUAUGCAGAGGUUACUGGAGUGUACCCUUCUCAGGGGAGUAUGCUUGGUGGCACCUUGCUCACAAUUCAGGGGAACCACUUUGAUGAGACAGAUUGUCCGGCAAUGGUUUUAGUGGGAGGUCAAGAGUGCACUGUACAGAAUGUAACAGAUAAGACAAUCAUUUGCGCAACUCCGGCAGAUGAAUGGAGCAACAUGACACUGUUUCCAGGUGGCAGGGGGUUGAAAAUGGAGAUAUGGAAUAACAGCAGACCACAGCGUUUAGAGGAGGUUCUAAGCUAUACCUCCAAUCAGCCGGAGUACUCAGUCCAGUGGGUGGACUCCUUGUCCUAUGUGUGGCCCUUAGAAUUGAAAUAUUUUGUGGCUCGACUCAGCGGCUUUUUUGUUCCCAUGGAGACUGACAACUACUAUUUUCUAGUUAAAGCAGAUGACCUAGUUCAGCUGUAUUUCAGUAAAACAGGCCAGCCAGAAGAUAAGGUCAUGAUUGCAUAUAAUACAAGGUGGACCAAUAGUUUCUACCACAGUCCAACACAGAAGUCUGAAGUCAUGAGGCUGGAGAGCGGAAAGCCGUACUACAUUGAGGUCUUGUGUCAAGAUUAUGGACAUAUUGCCUCAGUUGAUGUGGGAUUUUACAAAGAGAAAAGCACUUUUACUGCUCAGCAGACUGUCGAUGCUGUUAAUGAGAUACAAGUUAUAAACGCCAGCUACGACGUGCUGGAUGAGAUUCAGAUGAUUGCUUUUAAGGGCUGGAGCACAGUGACACCAGUCCAGGAGGUGCAAACAGUGACUAUAAGCAGUAACUGCUUUUCUCUUGGCAGUUGUGACUACACCUAUUAUGGUCUUGUCUACGGAGCGAGCAAAACAGGGCUGAUUCCGGUCAGUGCACCUGCUCAAGUGGUACAGGCUGAACUGAAUGCUCUUUGGUCCAUUAAACCAGACACAGUCAGUGUCACAAAGCAGCAGCUGGGCGAACAGUCACAGUACACCAUCACUUUCAUUUCUAACAGAGGUGACUUUCAGGAUCUUCAGUACUGGACAAAUGGAGCAAACGUGAACAUCACCAUUACAGAGAAGACGAAAGGAAAAGCAGAUUUGAAAAAUUUCACACUGGUGUGGGGAGGAAUCCCAUCCAGCCCUCUACCUUACAAUGCAUCUGUGACUGAGGUGACCACUGCACUGAAGGCCAUGGUAUCUGCUGAUUGCCCCAAGGAGCUGUUAAAUGUGGAAAAUUCUGCUGUUAAAUAUUUCAGAGACUAUGAGACUAACAUUACUGGGUUUACAGGCGAUGUGAGCUUGAGAGGGACGAGGGUCUCUGACACCGAGGCUUUCUGUGGAUGUUGGUGUCUGAUGAACCCAACCCUUCUGUUUAAAUCAGAUGAUGUGACUGUGUCCGGAGCAACAUAUGGGCCUGUGUCCCUUCAGCAGUAUGGCACACUCUGCUUUGCAUACAAAGGACACCCAAAGAAUGGAUUGGAAUUGGUGUUUACGUACAAGAAUAGUUUAGGAGCUGUUUCCCAACAGACCACUGUAAUCUCCGCAUUGUUUGAACCAGGGGAUGUAUGGAAAUAUAUGUGCGUAGACCUUUUAUCUGGUCUGCAGAGAAGCUACCCGGGUAGUAACUACCAACUUCUUCAAGUAUGUAUGUACAAAGGCACAGGAGAUUACUACAUAGACACAGUUCAGCUUGGGAAAACGGCCACUGUGAGCGACCCAAAAGUUGCUAUAAUGAAGAGAAGACCUCCGGCUCUGGCUGAUUCUGGUCAAUUUAUUGAGAAGCUCUCAGUGCAGAAGUUGUCCAAUUCAUCUGAUAUCUGCUACACAAUCACUGUCUCUCCAUAUAACUGUGGCUUUGAUUUCCCUCUACUAGAGAUCGGCUUCCUCCAGCAAAUAAACACCAGUAAGGACAUGCUAGUACUGGCUCAGGGCGCUACCACUGUCACUGUGACACGCUUGCAACAUGCCAGUCCUCCUCUCAGCGGCACCUUCAGCAUUGGGAUCUUCGGCCAGACGGUGAAAGAUCUGUCUGUAAACAUCAGUGCAGACGACCUGAAAUAUGCUCUGCAAGGCAUUCCAGACCUGGGCCUGCUGAGUGUAAAUAGUAUAGCGGACUGUAAAGGCUACCUUUGGGAAAUUACUUGGCUCACCAUACCAGGAAAGCAACCCCUACUGCAGAUCAAUGACUCUGCUGUAGUAGGUGUGGACCCCUCUGUGAAAGCUCAGGUUAAGCAGCAAGGAGGCCUUCUGAAGCAAAGCAUUAUGGGAGAUUCCCUGCGUGUGCCUAUAAAUAAAACACAGGUGCAAGUUUUUAUCAAUGGCAUCCCAUCAAAAUGUUCAGGUGACUGUGGCUUUACAUGGACUGAAUCCAAGACCCCAAUUGUAACAGGCAUCUCCCCAAUGCAAGGAGCCAGUGCUUUAGAAACUGUUGUCACCAUCUCAGGAUCAGGAUUUGCUGAGAAAAAUGCUAUAGUACAGAUUGGAGAUGUCCAAUGCUCAGUUCUCCAGGUUACAAAUACAUCACUAACCUGCAAUGUAGGCCCUGCAUGUGCUGGAUUGUACCCAGUCACUGUGAGUUUCCCUACAUUGGGUAAUGCACGCAAUAAUGGUGGUAACGUUUUCAACUUCACCUACCAGAUGGGGGUGACCUCCAUAGCACCCACUGCAGGCAGUGUUACUGGGGGCACAAUCCUGACCAUUUCUGGUUAUGGAUUCAGCCAGAACACCACAGCUACUAUUGGGAGUGCUCAGUGUGAUGUAAUUGAUGUGAACCUCAACCAGCUCUUGUGCACUGUUCCUGCUGGAUCAGCAGGAGCAAAAGCAGUGACCCUGGAAAUGGGAAACAUUCAGGUCACAUCUCCGAACUCUUUCACAUAUGACACCACCCUGACAGCCACAAUUACUGGAGUGAGCCCACAAACUACAACGGUGUUUGGAAACAGAGUUCUCUCCAUCGUGGGUACAAACUUUGGUGACCAGAUCAACGGCAGCUCAGUUCUCACUGGUGGUGUAAUGUGUGAGGUGCAGCAGUGGACCAAUACUAAGAUUACUUGCCUGUUACCAACACUUCCCCCUGGGCUGUAUGGCAUCAAAGUUAUAUUGGGGAACCAGGGCUACCCCCUAAUCAGUUCUGGUGUGAACGCCACCAUAGAGUACAUCUUACAUGUGACAGGUGUCAACCCACAGCACGGCUCUCUCUAUGGUGGAACCACAGUAACCAUCACAGGUUCUGGAUUCAGCCCUGUUCUGGAAGACAAUAAAGUUACAAUCGGUGACAUGCGCUGCAAUGUGGCUGCUGCCUCAAACAAUCAGCUGCAAUGUGUGACCCAAUUGGAGAAGCAAACAUAUAACGUUACAAACAAAGGCUUCGACCCAAUCUAUGGUCAGGGGUAUUCCUGGAGCCCAGCUACGGUGAUAGCAUCUGUUGGGGACACAGUGGUCUGGAGAUGGCAGGCUCCAGCCUUUGUUCAGGACCUGGGCUACAGAGUGUUCAGCGUGGACAGUCCCAGCAGCACUGAGUUCGAUGGAGUGGCCUUCAACAGCGGAAAUUCCAAAACAGCCACUGGAUUCUUCAGUUAUUGUUUCACAGCUCCUGGUGUGUACUAUUACAGCAGUGGCUACAUUGACUCAGCAAACAGGACGAGCAUGCAGGGUGUGGUGAACGUCAGACCAUUAGAGGAGAGAAGUACUGAGCUAAACAUCACUGUAGCAGGGUUUCAGGCCAAACAGUAUCAAGGUUCAACACGUCUGAGCAGAUCAGCAUCUAUCUGUGUGGCCGCUCCUGAGUGCUCUGGCACUAACACAACCUCCAACAGCCAAGUCUUCAGUUUUGCCAGCUGUACCAGCCCUGUUGUCAAAUCCACCUCACCCAAUCAUGGCACGUAUCAUGACCCCAUCACCGUCCAAGGCUCUGGCUUUAGCAACAUCACCUGCGCCAAUGAGGUCAUGAUUGGAAACACCUUAUGCCAGGUCAUCAACAGCACCUCCACUACAAUUCAGUGCCUCCUCAGUCCUGACAGUGGAGCACCUGUGGGCAUACUUUUGCCUGUCCAAGUCCAGGUCAACAACCUGGGCACUGCCCUGCUCACAAUGCCAAGUGAGUCCGCCCGGUGUUUCGCAGUGGUGCCUGUAUUGGACUCAGUCUCACCAUCAAUGGGCAGCACGACCGGUCACACACGCCUCCUUCUUUCUGGCUCUGGUCUCACUGCAGGCACAGUCACAGUGGCUGGCUAUCCAUGUAUCACAGUGUCCAGGAAUUACACACACAUCAUAUGCGACACAUCUCCAUCCCCAGCUCAAAUUGGAAAUGUUGCUGUUCAAGUGGGUGGAAUUUCUUCACCCUGCAGUGCUGACUGUUCAUUUGAAUAUUCUGCCUCCCUGGUUCCAACAGUGUCUUCAAUUUCCCCCAGCUCUGUUAGUGGGAACCAAACAACUGUCUUAGUAUCUGGAAGUGGCUUUGGCAGCGAUCUUAAAGAUCUCAGGGUGUAUGCAGGCAACAUCAUAUUAGAAGUUAAAGAAGUCACGGACAGCAGGCUCACAUUGUCGGUUGGCCCUCUGCCCGCAGGACCUCAUACCCUGAAGGUGACUGUUAUGAGUAAAGGGCUAGCAUCUGGAAAUAAGACACUUACCAGCCAGGCACAAGCCAGUCUACAGCCCAGCUCUGGCAGCCUAGCAGGAGGAACACUGCUAACAAUCACAGGCAAUGGAUUUGCAGCAGGAAACACCAACGUGAUGCUGGGACCAUACCCAUGCACCAUAACGACUCUAACUCCUUCCAUGGUGACUUGUUUGACACAUGCCUUUAAAGAAACACAGGUACAGGUCAAUAUUAAGGUGUUUGGAGUGAAUUACCCACCACUAAGCUUCAACUAUACUCGCAGUCAAACUCCAAACAUCACCAUGGUUAGCCCUUCAACAGGUCCCAGUGGAACAGCGAUCACAGUCUCAGGUUCUGGUUUUGGCUCGGUCGCUGGUCUUGUUUCUGUGCUGAUAGAUGGUGCAGCAUGUAAUAUAUCAUCCAUUACGGAUACAACGAUCCAGUGCAUUGUGGGUGAACAUGCAGGAGGAAUGUUCCCAGUUUCACUGGAUCAUCAGGUCAAAGGUUAUGCUCUGACCCAGGCUAACUUCAGCUACGAGUUGCAACUGACACAAGUUGUGCCUAAUGAAGGAAGCUAUGGUGGAGGUGCAGUAGUCUCAGUCCAAGGUUCUGGGUUUGACCCUAAGUCCUCUCAAGUUCUGAUCUGUAAUAUAGAAUGCAGUAUCAACCAACAUGCAUCAAGUUCUACAAAUCUGUACUGCAAGGUUCCGCCCAAUAAUGGAACUCAGGCGGAGCUGUUAUGCCCAGUGGUAGUGCUGAAUAGGUAUGGAUCAGCCAACAUUACAAAAGGCUACGCGUAUAAAACCAGCCUAACGCCUGUUAUUCUGGAUGUGUCACCUCGCAGAGGAGGAACAGCUGGAGGCACUUUGCUUACAGUCACCGGCUAUGGUUUCAGUGGAGGGAACGUUAGUGUGAUAAUCGCAGGGUCGGUGUGUGAUGUCCAAUCAGCCAAUGAAACACAGGUCAUCUGUGUGACCAAUGCCCAGCCCAGGUCCCAGCAAACCAAGGUCUUACUGUGUGUUGGAAACAGAGGAAUGGCCCAGACGGAUAACGCUGACUUCUUUUACAUUGAUGUAUGGUCAUCUCGGUACACAUGGGGAGGUCAGUCACCCCCUGAAGCAGGCACGUUUGCUGUGAUCACUAAAGGCCAGACGAUCCUCCUGGAUGUCAGCACACCAGUACUGAAGAUGCUUCUCAUCCAAGGUGGAAAGUUGAUAUUCGAUGAAGCAGAUAUCGAGCUGCAGGCAGAGAACAUUCUCAUCACAGAUGGUGGAGCUCUUCAGAUUGGAACAGAGGACAAUCCAUUCCAGCACAAGGCCAUCAUCACACUGCAUGGCUAUCUUCGUGCUCCAGAACUCCCUGUCUAUGGGGCUAAAACCCUGGGGGUCAGAGAGGGCGUGCUGGACUUGCACGGUAUCCCAAUCCCUAUCACUUGGACUCGCCUUGCCCAAACUGCUAACAGUGGUUCCAGUACUCUCUCUUUGAUGGAUGCAGUUACCUGGAAAGUUGGAGAUGAAAUUGUCAUUGCCUCAACAGGUGGCAGGCACAGCCAGCAGCAGAAUGAAGUGAGGAAAAUUGCAUCUGUGUCAUCUGAUGGUCGAACCUUAACGCUGACCAGUCCUCUUAAUUACACCCACCUUGGGCUUGUUGUCACAUUACCUGAUGGCACAGUGUUUGAGGCAAGGGCUGAGAUUGGCGUGCUCACCAGGAACAUUGUUGUCCGUGGGUCCAAUAACAACGAAUGGAAUGAUAAAAUCCAGGCAUGUCCCGAUGGGUUUAAUACAGGAGAGUUUACCACCCAGACUUGUUUCCAAGGGAAAUUCGGGGAAGAAGCCGGAAGUAAUGAGUUCGGUGGCUGCAUUAUGUUCCAUGCACCUCAGCCUAAUGAAAACCUGGCUAUAGGAAGAAUUGAAUAUGUUGAGAUAUUCAAUGCUGGCCAGGCUUAUCGUCUGGGUCGCUACCCCAUCCACUGGCACAUGGUGGGAGACAUUAACUUCAAGUCUUACGUUCGUGGCUGUGCCAUCCACCAGACCUACAACCGUGCAGUCACCAUCCAUAACACGCACAGGUUGCUGGUGGAGCAUAAUGUCAUCUACAACAUAAUGGGAGGAGCCUUCUUCAUUGAGGAUGGCAUUGAGACUGGCAAUGUCCUGCAGUACAACCUGGCCGUGUUUGUUCGUCAGAGCACCAGCCUACUAAAUGAUGAUGUGACACCAGCUGGCUACUGGGUCACCAAUCCUAAUAAUACCAUCAGACACAAUACAGCUGCUGGAGGAACACACUUUGGCUUCUGGUACCGAAUGCAUGACCAUCCAGAUGGCCCAUCCUUUGACAGGAGCAUCUGCCAGAAGUUGGUGCCUCUGGGUGAGUUUUAUAACAAUACAGUCCACUCACAAGGCUGGUUUGGCCUGUGGAUCUUCCAGGAGUUCUUCCCCAAGAAGGAAGGAAAGUGCAGCUCUACUAUACCUGAGCCAGCCGUGUUUCGCAAACUCACCUCCUGGAACAACGAGAAGGGAGCAGAGUGGGUGAAUGUAGGAGCAGUGCAAUUCCAUGACUUUCUCAUGGUGAACAAUGAGUUGGCAGGAGUGGAAACUAAGCGCAUCCUCCAGGAACACGUGAGUGGAUGGGGGCUAGACUCUGGUGCUGGACUGGUCAACAGCACCUUAGUGGGUCACGUCGACGAGCUUGGCCUGGGUACAGAUUACUGUACCAGCCAUGGGGUUGUUCUGCCCCUGGACGAUGGUAUGAGUGUCCUCAACACCAAAUUUAUUAACUUUGACCGGACAAGUUGUGCUGCAGUUGGGGUAACCACUAUCCAAGGAACAAGUGACGAGUUCUCUGGGGGCUGGACUGUCAGAUUCAGUGGAAUCCAAUAUUAUCAGUCACCCAACAAGGCUACCUUUAGAUGGGAACAUGAAGUUGUUCUGGUGGAUGUUGAUGGAUCACUGACAGGUAAUCCUGACUACAAGAUCGUGCCAAAGAGUAACCUGCUGGAUCCAGUUCACUGUUCUGACAAUGCUUCAUGGAGCAUAGGCUUCCCUGGAACAGUGUGUGAUAACACAAUAAGCUUCCACCGACUGGGGGUUCAUUCCUCGUUACCCUCCUCACUUUGGUUUAAGGAUCUCAUACUCACCAAUACAUAUGGGUCAAGCGUCGUUCCUUUUGUUGAUAAAUUGGUUACCCAUCACAGUGGUUGGAUGGCUCUGCUUCCUUCUGACCAAACCUACAACUGGUACUUUCACAAUACUUUGCAAAUUAGCAACAUCUCGUACAGCGCAGUGUUCUAUGGCUUCAAGUCUCAGGAUUAUGUGAUUGUAAAUCACAAUCUGACUCAGAGUCCUGACCAGGUGUCUGUGGUGGACAAUAGAAACGGUUCAGCCAAUCCCCUGAAUGCUACAAUGAAUAUAAAUGGAGACUGGUAUAUGGACAAGUCAUCCAACAACCUCUACUACAUUGUGUCAAGCAAAACAACUACUGCUAAUAGAAAGCGGAGGAAUAGCGUGGACAGAUCGACCACAGACAUUUCAGUGACAUUCAAAGCCUAUAACUGCUUCUUCCCCAACUGUGUACCACCACCACCAGUCACUGCCACGCCACUGCCCAGCCACCGACCUGCCGACUUCAUAACUUGGUCCAAUCAGUCAUUUUGGCAGUCAUCUGCAGAGAACAACUUCAUUGUACCACAAGAAGGUGCCAAUGUUGUAAUUCCCUCAGGCAGGUGGGUGGUUUUAGACACCCCUAUUCCAUCUUUAAAUAACCUCACAGUGAUGGGAGUCCUGGAAAUUCCAGACAACAUGGCCAUUGCAUCCAACCGCACCACUCGCAGUCUUCCAAAGAAUAGCAGCAUUGUCCUCAAUGCUACUUACAUCUCCAUCCAGGGAGGGCGUUUGAUUGCUGGAUGGCCUGAUCAGCCCUUCAGUGGACAACUGCAAAUCAUUCUGAGGGGAAACCAUCACACACCUGAAUGGCCUCUGCCUAAUGGACAAAACCAAGGAUCUAAAGUGCUGGGUGUGUUUGGUGCUCUUGACCUCUAUGGAAUGCCACACAAAGUUUAUUGCACUAAACUGGCCAGCACUGCUAUAGCUGGCUCCAGCUCUCUAUCACUUCAGGAGCCUGUAGACUGGCAGGUAGGGGAUAAAAUCGUGCUGUCCACCACCAGUUAUGAUCCAUGGCAGACAGAGAUCCGCACUAUAUCGGCAGUCUCCAACAAUGGCUUCACACUGACUGUGGAUCAGCCACUCACUUACACACACAUUGCGGAGAACUACACAGUGCCAGGAACAUCCAAGAGCUACAAGCUGGCUGGUGAUGUGGGUCUGCUGACCAGGAAUAUUAAGAUCAUUGGAGCAGAUUACCCAGACCUUUCCAGUGAAUCAUUUGGAGCCAGAGUGCUAGUGGGAUCCUUCUCUGCAGGAGGAAUCGACUAUAGAGGAAAGGCCCAGAUUAGGGAUGUGGAGUUUUACCACACUGGUCAGGAGGGAUGGACAGACAACACAGAUCCUCGCUACUCUGUGGCUUUCCUCAACCUGGGAGUGGUGAGUCAGAAUGAUUCUUACAUUAAAGGAUGUGCCUUUCACCAUGGCUUUUCCCCUGCAAUCGGGAUUUUUGGAACAGAUGGACUGCACGUUGAUGACAACGUCAUUCAUCACACUGUAGGAGAAGGAAUCAGGGUCUGGGGCAAUAACGUCACACUCCGGAGGAAUCUGGUUACACUGACACUCUGGCCAGGAUCAUACAAUGGAAGAAAAGAGAUCAUGAAUAUCAACUGGCCUGCAGCUAUUGAGGCUAACAUGGGCACGAAUGUAGUUCUUCAAGGGAACACUGUUGCUGGGUAUGAAAGAGUCGGAUUUCGAAUCAAUGGAGAACCAUGUCCAGGAGCUUUGAAUCCAGUGGCUCAGUGGCAGCAGAACGAGGCUCAUGGUGGUCUGUUUGGAGUCUAUAUGAAUAAAGAUGGACUUGCUGACUGUUCUCAAAUCCAGGGAUUUACCAUUUGGAAAAGUUUCGAUUAUGGCAUUUACUUCCAGGUGUACAUGAGUGUCGUGAUUUCUAAUGUGACCCUUGUUGACAAUGGCAUGGGCAUCAUACCAUUAGUCUAUGAGCCCCCAUCGAUCACUCAUGCAUACUCAGAUAAAACUGUCCGAGUGCAGGAUUCCUUAAUUGUUGGCAGUAGCCCCAACUUCAACUGCACUGACACUCUGUCUAUGAAUGAUACCAACAUGGCUCUCAGUGAAGGACAGAGGGCAACCCGGCCUCUUAAUGGUGGCAGGACUGGAAUAUCUUGGCCAACAUUUGAAUCUAAUCACAAUAAAGCUCCACUGAAGCCCUUUGAUGGACUCAUGAGCUACAACACAAUUAGUGGACUCCUGACUGUCACAAAUACCACAUUUGUUGGGUUUAGGAAUGUGUGCUCAAGCGAAACGAAUUACAUGUUUUUCACCAAUCCGAACAAUGAAGACCUGCAACACCCCAUCAGUGUUCAGGGGAUCACAAAGAGUAACAGCACAGAGGAGGCUCAAGUGUUCAUUCAUUAUCCAAAUGUGGGCAAAGUUAACCCAUCUGACUGCGUGGACAUGGACUGUGACGCUAAGAAGAAGACCAUGCUAAAGGACCUGGAUGGUAGUUUCCUGGGAGCAGUGGGGACAGUGAUUCCUUUCUCUGAGUAUCAGUGGGAUGGGGAUGCCCGACACGGGGUGGGAGACUAUCGCAUCCCCAAAGUCAUGCUCACUUACCUCAAUGGCAGCCGUAUCCCUGUGGAUAACAUAGCCCCAUACAAAGGUGUGAUCCGGGACUCAACCUGCACAUUUAUGAGCACCUGGCAGGCUUACAAGUGCUUUGGGAUGAACUAUAGGAUGCUAGUGAUCGAGAGUCUGGAUUCAGACACUGAAACCAGACGUCUGUCCCCUGUAGCUGUGCUCGGAGAUGGCUAUGUUGACCUGCUGAAUGGCCCACAGGACCAUGGCUGGUGUGCUGGUUAUACAUGUCAGAAGAGAUUAUCCCUCUUCCACAGCAUUGUGGCCACAAACAAAUCCUUUGACAUCUAUUUCACUGGUGUAUCCCCCCAAAAACUAAGGCUCAUGAUGCUCAAUACUCCACCCACUGAGACUGUCAAAGUGGCUGUAUUUUACUCAAAACCUCAGCGUUUGGAUAUCUAUGUGAAUGAUCAACUGGUUCCUCCAAAUAAUGCUCAGUGGAAUGCGGACAAAACCGACUACACUUUGCUUAAACCUACUUAUCCUGGACAAUUCAUCCCCACACUUAAUGGCAUGCACGGCUCCAAUUUCUUCGAUCCUGAUUAUAAAAUGAUGCAUGUCCUCCUCCGAGGCUCUACCCCUGUCCAGAUCACUACAUCUCCAGUGCUGUUCAUCUCCUUCAACCUCCCAACCAUGACAGAGGAUGAGUUCUUUGGGGACAAGCUGGUCACCAACCUGGCUGUGUUCUUGAAGGUUCCUCCCAACAUGAUCCGCAUCACCAAUAUUGUCCGGGAGGAUGGCAGGGCACGGAGGCGGAAACGCGCCACUGGGAUAACAGUGGAAGUGGAGAUCAAACAACCUCCCAACAACCAGACAUCUGCCAAUAGCACAAAUGACUCGGAUCAGUUCGCAGUAUUGCAGACUAUUGCUGACACUCUGGGCCAGGCUGCUGUCUCGGGCAAUCUGAGUGAUUCCAUUGGUUUCAACGUGACCUCACUGGGUUUCAUUCUUCCAUCUCCACCAUCUAGUGAUCCAACCUGGAGCCAGGUGGCAAGUCAAGAGGUGACACGUGAGGAUUCAUCAGUGCAGACAGUGAGCAGUGUGUCUACUCUACUGGUGAUGGUGGAGCCAGUGGCAGGGUUUUACCCUGGACCCCUCAGUGUGCAGCCUAGAAUCAUGGCUGUAGACCAGCAGGGUUACUGUGUAUCAGUUGGGGUGACAACUCUAAUGAUUUCAGCCACGCUUAAAGACGCUCAGGGAAACCCAGUAGACGGCUUGUACGGAAACACAACCAUCCCCUUUAAAAGUUGCUGGGCAAAUUACACCGACCUGGCCAUUGAUACUGCUGGGAUAAACAUGACACUGGCUUUCACUCUGAACGAGUGGGUCACACAGUCCAGAUCCUUCAUUGUCAACUUUCCAGCCACAGAGUCCACCAACAACGACUACUACAACAGCAUCUUUGACUCCAGUCCUGCUGUCACAAUACACACUGUGUAUAUAAUAAUGCUACUGAGUGUUCUGCAUCUAAUCUACAUUGUGGUUUUAGAAAACAAAUGAAGGAAAUACCUAACUCUGUGAUAAAUACCUUGAUGACAACUGUUCUUUCAGAAAAUGUUAAAAUAUUUCUAUAGAUAAUCAUUAAUAUCUGUGGACUACUGUAUUUUUAAUCCAUUAAUCU
Messenger RNA from Neoarius graeffei (lesser salmon catfish), 12929 nucleotides. RefSeq names its product PKHD1 like 1, tandem duplicate 1 (gene pkhd1l1.1). The transcript has 78 exons. NCBI's taxonomy places the organism in Eukaryota, Metazoa, Chordata, Actinopteri, Siluriformes, Ariidae. Bases 191 to 12808 code for a protein of 4205 amino acids. The record is from RefSeq and is a predicted model, not a curated record.